AAUAUUUUUUUUUUAUUUUUGCAAAAACAAACAAACAAACAAAAAAACCGAAGCCAUCUUUGCGUCAAAUCAUCAAAGAACGUAAUAACCAUGAACCACUAUGCACAAUUCUCGCGGUCUUUCCACAUGAAAACGCACAAGUUUGCCUUUCUGCCGAGAAAGUAAAAGCUCUGCUUCUCCUGACGUAACGUCAAGGCGAGAACGUGUUGUUUCCGCAGAGCUGAGACAUUCACUUUAUGCAAGCCUCCACCUGACCGGACACCCGUGCACAGCUCAGCACUGAGAAGAAGCAGCACCUGAGUCCCACAGGAAUUUGUUACGUGACACCAGAAGAACAGGUGUAACAGGUGAACAGGAACCAUGUCUGCUGUCUACCUUCUCCUCCUGCUGGUCCCCACAAUCUCGGCUCAGACUUUUCGCUUUGGUGCCUGCCCUACUCCGAAGGUGCAGUCUAACUUCAGCCUUCAGCUGUACCUGGAUAAGUGGUAUGAGAUUGAGAAGCUGCCCGCUUCUUUUGCCAGAGGACAGUGCAUUGAAGCGAAUUAUUCCGUAAGGAAAGAUGGGACCAUCCGAGUGUUGAACUCUCAGGUUGUGGGUGGUAAAAGGGAGUUUUUAGAAGGGACAGCUGUGGUUCCAGACCCACAAGAACCAGCUAAGCUUGCAGUCGCCUUCUCAUAUUUUACACCCUAUAGCCCAUACUGGGUGCUGGAGACAAACUACACCAACUACACCAUUGUGUACUCCUGCACAGACAUUCUGCGCAUAUUCCAUGUUUACUACGCCUGGAUUCUCGCACGGUCACCCUCCCUGCCUCCAGAGACGGUGCAUUAUGCCAAACAGUUGCUAACUGAUAAAGGAAUCAAUAUUUCCAAGAUGACUCCCACAUAUCAGAACUGUGGAAAUAUUUAGGAACCGACAGAGAGGUUCAUUCAUUAAAGAGUUUUUCUGUUUAUAGAACUAAUUAUUUAUCAUACCAGCCAUGAAAUCACAAAAUGUUUGUUACAUUGUUGUUUCCUUUUAUUUAAUUGAUUUCUUUUUUCAUUGUUGUUUUCAUCAUUUUAUAUUUUUCAUUUGAUUACAAAGUGAAUUGAUUAAAGUAAUAUUUUGAGAUAAAGUUCAUUUGAGAAUUCAAAAAUUUAUAUAGUACAUAUUCUUAAAAAGAAUAAAAUACUACAUCAGUAAAAAGUGAUUGUUUUGCAUACUAAUUAGUCAGUGAAAAUAGCAACAUUGUUUUAUCUAAAGUGCAUCUUUUAUUAUUUGCAACAAUGAGCAAAUCAAGCUGUUCUUGGUGAUGGACCAAAAAAGAAACUGUGGAACUGUUCUACUUAAAUUAGAGCUACUUUUUUCAUUUGAACUGGAAAUAAUCCAUUGAACAUACAGUCGUGACUCACAGCGAUGUAAUAAAUCUUUCUCUGUGCAACUUUAAAUACUGAUGAAAUUAAUCAGAAUUCACUGAUGAGUGGGUGACAACAUCAACACUGUGCAGUGAAAAAGAAGGUGAAAAACCAAGUGUACUCCUACGGUGACUUACUGUACUCUUACAGGGUCUUCUCAGGGGUGGCAAAUUCACUCCAAAGCCAGACUGUGCAUUGCUCAGAGAAACUGCAAAAAACCCAAGAGCUACAAUUCAAAUUCUACGGGCCGCUUGUUGUCGCGUCGUUAGCGUCCACACCCUCAUUCUGUACUGUGUGUUUUGUCUGCCAGCCUGUCUGUUUAGUUUAUGGUAUUUUCAGUUUAGUUAUGGUAUUCAGCAAUAAAGCUGCUUCUAGUCUA
This is a messenger RNA of Oreochromis aureus, 1773 nucleotides long. Its product is annotated as apolipoprotein D-like. The transcript is spliced from 6 exons. Gene Ontology annotation, molecular function: lipid binding. The record is from RefSeq and is a predicted model, not a curated record. Bases 361 to 909 code for a protein of 182 amino acids. Gene Ontology annotation, biological process: brain development; tissue regeneration; lipid transport. NCBI's taxonomy places the organism in Eukaryota, Metazoa, Chordata, Actinopteri, Cichliformes, Cichlidae.